Etheostoma spectabile (orangethroat darter) is the source of this 1636-nucleotide messenger RNA. Its product is annotated as protein NLRC3. The transcript is spliced from 2 exons. The record is from RefSeq and is a predicted model, not a curated record. NCBI's taxonomy places the organism in Eukaryota, Metazoa, Chordata, Actinopteri, Perciformes, Percidae. The annotation marks the transcript as partial.
GCAGGAACCAAACUGUUCUGGAUCAGAUGUUUACAGAGAUCUACCUCCUGAAGGGAGGAGCUGCAGAGGUCAAUGAUGAACAUGAGGUCAGACAGAUUGAAACAGCAUCCUGGAAACCAGACAGACCAGAAACAAUAAUCAGACAAGAAGACAUCUUUAAAACCCCACCUGGAAGAGAUGAACCAAUCAGAGCAGUGAUGACAAAGGGAGUGGCCGGCAUCGGGAAAACAGUCUUAACACAGAAGUUCACUCUGGACUGGGCUGAAGGCAAAGCCAACCAGGACAUCCAGUUCUUAUUCCCCUUCACCUUCAGAGAGCUGAAUGUGCUGAAAGAGAGAAAGUUCAGCUUGGUGGAACUUGUUGAUUACUUCUUUAGUGAAACCAAAGAAGCAGGACUCAGCAGGUUUGAAGAGGUCCCGGUGGUCUUCAUCUUUGACGGUCUGGAUGAGUGUCGACCUCCUCUGGACUUCCCCAACACUGAGAUCCUGACUGAUGUUACAGAGUCCACCUCAGUGGGUGUGAUGCUGACAAACCUCAUCAGGGGGAAUCUGCUUCCCUCUGCUCGCCUCUGGAUAACCACACGACCUGCAGCAGCCAAUCAGAUCCCUCCUGGGUGUGUUGACAUGGUGACAGAGGUCAGAGGGUUCACUGACGCCCAGAAGGAGGAGUACUUCAGGAAGAGAUUCAGAGAUGAGGAGCAGGCCAGCAGAAUCAUCUCCCACAUCAAGAGAUCACGAAGCCUCCACAUCAUGUGUCACAUCCCAGUCUUCUGCUGGAUCACUGCUACAGUUCUGGAGAAGGUGUUGAAGACCAGAGAGGGAGGAGAACUGCCCAAGACCCUGACUGAGAUGUACAUCCACUUCCUGGUGGUUCAGUCCAAACAGAAGAAUAACAUGGAGAUGAUCAAGUCUCUGGGAAAACUGGCUUUUGAGCAGCUGCAGAAAGGCAACCUGAUCUUCUAUGAAUCAGACCUGACAGAGUGUGGCAUCGAUAUCAACGCAGCCUCAGUGGUCUCAGGAGUGUUCACACAGAUCUUUAAAGAGGAGAGUGGACUGUACCAGGACAAGGUGUUCUGCUUCGUCCAUCUGAGUGUUCAGGAGUUUCUGGCUGCUCUUCAUGUCCAUCUGACCUUCACCGACUCUGGAGUCAACCUGCUGUCAGGAACAAAAACAUCAUCAGCACAGUUCUACCAGAGUGCUGUGGACAAGGCCUUACAGAGUCUAAAUGGACACCUGGACUUGUUCCUCCGCUUCCUCCUGGGUCUUUCUCUGCAGACCAAUCAGAAUCUCCUACGAGGUCUGCUGACACAGACAGGAAGUAGCUCAGAGACCAAUCAGGAAACAGUGGAGUACAUCAAGGAGAAGAUGGAUGAGGAUCUGUCUGCAGAGAGAAGCAUCAAUCUGUUCCACUGUCUGAAUGAACUGAAUGAUCGUUCUCUAGUGGAGCAGAUCCAACAGUCCCUGAGUUCAGGACGUCUCUCCACAGAUAAACUGUCUCCUGCUCAGUGGUCAGCUCUGGUCUUCAUCUUACUGUCAUCAGAAGAAGAUCUGGACGUGUUUGACCUGAAGAAAUACUCUGCUUCAGAGGAGGCUCUUCUGAGGCUGCUGCCAGUGGUCAAAGCCUCCAAAAAAGCUCU